Puccinia graminis f. sp. tritici CRL 75-36-700-3 is the source of this 2502-nucleotide messenger RNA. RefSeq lists its product as uncharacterized. The record is from RefSeq and is a predicted model, not a curated record. Bases 1 to 2502 code for a protein of 833 amino acids. Lineage: Eukaryota; Fungi; Basidiomycota; Pucciniomycetes; Pucciniales; Pucciniaceae. The transcript has 4 exons.
AUGGCUCCAUCAUCUCCAGACAGACCCUCUUUCUCUGAGGAUGAGGAUGAAGAAUCCUUUAAUCUAGCUACUCUUGGAGCUCCAACUCCAGCUCAGCCCACCAACAAAGGGCUAACCUCUACCCAUGAGCCUCAGACCCCCAGCAACACUCAGACCAGCCCAGCUGCCAACAACACUACCACCACCACCACCAACAACAACAACGGCACCAACACCAACACCAACACCACCACCAACAACAACACCACCACCACCACCAAGAAGAAGAAGGCUCCCAAGGUUGUGGUGUCUGAAGGCCAGGAGGUCACUGAUGGGGGAGCUUUGCCCACUGGAAGGGUUGCUCCAAUCUCUUCCACCCCUGGUGGUGGGAAAGAGGUUAGGCUUUCUGCCCUCCAGGCUUUGGAGAAGAGAUAUCAGGAUGCCAAAGCCACUCUGGCUGCUCUCUUGAGUGAGGCUACUGAGACUCUUGGUGCCCCUCCUUCUUUGGAGGGGAAUCUCUUUGCCAAGAUGGAUGAGGCCUUGGACUUGAGGCUGGAAAGCUGGAAAGUCAAAAUCGAGGAGGGUGUCACCACCAAGUCUGAGGUGGUGGUAUUGGAUGAUGAUGUAGUUGAGGUAACAAAGUCUAAGAAGAGACCUCGUGCAUCUGACAAUGCCUCACUUCCCACCUUCUCUAAGAAGCAGAAAUCUGCUGGUGCUGGCACUCAGGGUGAGAAGAGUGCUCCCCCUCCUGCCUCCUCCAAGAAGGGCAAGGGGAAGGAACAAGAAAGUCUCUUUACGGACGACGAGGAGGAUCGCUACGAGGACGAUGUCGAUGUCGAUGGCGAUGGUAAUGGCGAUGGCGCGGCUGCGGGGGAUAAGGGGAAGGGUGGAGCUGAGAAGGAAAAGGAGAAGGAGAAGGAGGUGGAGGAUAAUAGUGUGAUCAAGAAGGGUCAUUUCUUGUCUGCUUUGGUCUUAUGCAGAUACUCCCUCCCUGGUGGGGUCAAGGAGAUUUAUACUCAGUCUUUGGGUGCUUUAGAGCCCAAGCAGGCAGCUCAAAAUGCUGGGAAGACUGCUCUUGAAUUUGGAACUCUGGCGUCUCCGAUUCUUUUUCGGUUCUUGAAUUGGAUCCCUUCUGCAGUUGGCCAUUUUCAGGUCAACAAACAUGAAUUGGCCUCUAGGAUGAAUUCACAACUCAUGGGUGCUCCUAGAAAGAAGCCUUUUUUUGAGCUCAUCAGAUCUGCUCCUGGGUUAAUUCAGGUUUCUUAUCCUGAUCCCUUCUGGAACAAAGCUCUCAUUGACUUUGACAAGAUCCAGACUGCUUCCAAGGAGAAUCCCAAGGAUCCUGUGGGUGGUUGGACAGCCGUGCUCAACUUGAUCUGCCGAGCUGAAGGUGAUAACACCUUGGGUUACACCACCCAUGCAUCCAGGAAGUCUUUGAUUUCUGCUGCCUUCAACCGAGUUAGUCAGCUCACUCGGGACUCUGUGGCUGCAAUCUCAGUCAACAUCAAGCCCCCCAAAGAGGACCCAAAGGCUCCCAAAACCGAUCUGGACGGUCUCCGUAGUGCUGGGAAAUUUUUGCAUAACCGAAUCGAAGCUCUUGGCGGUAGCACUCCUAGCUCUGGGAAGAAGGGGCAGGUCAAGGCCUCUGAGGAAGGUAUCGCGUUUCUCCAAAAACGGAUCUUUGAAAUGCUUUUGGGAAUUGCUCUGUGCAUAGAAUGCAAUGAGCUCUUCAAGAAGGAGAAGGAGUACGAGAGAUUGCCCGGCUUGACUCAAGAGGAAAUCAAGGCUAAAAAAGCCGAUCUUCAGUCGGUUGCUGUCUUUCGCGCUGGUCCUGGAACUCUCUCUGCGGUCGACUGGUCUAUUGCCAGAAAGGAGGCUUAUGCAGCUCUGUCCAUUUUCUUGACAUUUGGAGUGGCUGGGUGGUUUUCUUCUUUCACCAACCAUCGGAAGUACAACCUCGCCGACUGCUAUGGCCUCCUCACUCUUUGCGAUCAACGGGUCGAACAACUUAAGAAGAUCCCUGCCGAUGGAAUUGAGACAACCCAUCCUUUGGUCUCAGGUGGCUGGAAGUAUCUAAACGGCUUUCUCCUGGCUGUUUUGAAUGCUUCCAAGAUCCCAACAGCAGACUCUGCUCAAUGGAGGUUGAUGAGUAAGAAAUGGGCCGAGACCUUGACUCCUGCCCAGAUUGGUGAAUUAGUCCUGGCCGAUGUUUUUGCUGAAGUUGCUCAACCUGCCUACUCGGUGUCUUUGACUGGAAAAUACGCGGUCCAUCCGGUUAUUGACGCUGGAACGGAAAAAAAUAAAGAUGGGGUUUUGCAGAUCUUGAAAAAGACUAUGCCUUUCUUGCUCAAGGGUUCUCAUGGGUUGGGUGAUGAUGAAGAAGAUGAAGAUGAGGAGGAAGAGGGGGAAGAGGAGGAGGACGAGGAAGAAGAGGGGAGGGAGGAGCGCGCUGAACACAAACAAAGGGCGCAAGAAGCAGUCAAACUAUUUAUUCAAGACGAGGCUGAGUGUUCUGAUGAUUGA